Messenger RNA from Pedinophyceae sp. YPF-701, 5922 nucleotides. NCBI's taxonomy places the organism in Eukaryota, Viridiplantae, Chlorophyta, Pedinophyceae. The record is from the annotation of a GenBank genome assembly.
AUGGGCGACUACGGCUGGAACGAUAUGGGCAUGGAGACGGUCGCGGAGGACGAGCCAUCCGGGGCCGAGGCCGAGUCGUCCAGCAGCGAGGUUCUUGGCACCUCUCCAGGCACCGAACCCACGCGCUCGGGCCACGGCCCGCAAGUCUUCCAUCAGGUGUUCUCCGACGACCUGCGGAGAUCGCUGUCAUCGCUCCGCAUGAUGGCUCGCCACCAGGCGGAGGACUAUCACCGCCGGAAGGAGGAAAUUCAGCUCGCAGCAGACCAGGGCGACCUCCAGAAGCUCCGGGAGUGCCUCCGCACGGCCUACCAGGCCAUGUCGGGCGGGCAGUUCUCCGAGGACGACUGCUCCAUCCUCAUGGAGGCCUACAUGUCGGUCGGCCUGCACUGCUCCAUCUCGCGCGGGCACCGCGAGAUCGCCACGUACCUCCUCUCCACCGUCGGCCUCGACCCCGAGAUUCCUUCCGUCACGGGGCUGCGGAAGCUGCCCGUGCACGUCGCCGCGGAGGUCGGCGCCGUCGAGACGCUCACGGAGCUCUGCGAGGAGUACGGCGCGGCGCCGGACGCCCUGGACGCGCUCGAGCGCACCCCCCUGCACUACGCAGCUCUGUGCGGGAAACAUGACACCGCGCAGUCGCUCAUCACUGCGUUCAAGGCCCCGAUCGACGCACGGAGCGCGAGCGGAGAGUCCCCGCUGCACGAGGCCGCGGGGGCGGCGCAGGCGGACGUCGUGGCGUUGCUGUUGGAGCACGGGGCGGACGUGAUGGCGCGGGACGUCAAGGGGCGGACGGCGCUGCACACGGCGCUCGCGACGAGGCUGGAGAUGGAGGCGGCGCGCGACGGGAAGCCGUGGAACGCGCGGGGCGCGGACGACCGGUGGAGCCAAACCUCCCUCUCGCGGCAAGCCAGCUUGGACUACCCCAUGUCCCCCCCCACGAGCUCGCGCCGGAGCCAGCCGUCCGACGGCGCGCUCACGCUCGUCGUGACGCGCCUCAUCGAGGCGUGCCCGAAGCUCGUGCUCAUGACCGACAACGAGGGCCUGUCGCCGGUGGACUACGCCAAGGCCAACCCGGGGGCGUUCCCUGACGAGGCGGUGCGACGCAUCGAGGAGGUCGGGCGGACGUCGACCGUCGACGAGGGCAGCCAGGAGGGCGAGCUCGGGCGCAACAGCCCCGCCGAGGCCGCUGAAUUCGUGUUUGGCCACGGGCCGGGGCUGACGGCGGCCACACCCCCGGGGGGGGGUCUCGGGCGGUUCGAGACGCCGUCGCUCACCGUGCCCGACGCGACGGAGGGGCCGUCGAGCCCGAACUCGCUCGCUGCGACGCCCAGCAACGCGGCCGAGCGCGCGUCGCCGGAGGACACCGGGCCGGCCGAGAUGCAAGUAGACGCGCCGCAGGUCACGGCGCCGCCGAAGCCGCCGCCUUCGCCGCCGCCGUCGGCGUCCGCCGGGCGCACGACCGUCCCGCGCACCGCGUUCCUCGUGCGGGCCGAGCCCGAGUCGUCGUCGGAGGCUGAGAGCGAGGAGGCAUCCCCGCCGUCCGCGCCGCCUGCGGAGGCCAAGCCGUCGCCCGGGCGGCAGCGGUCGAUCGGGUCGAUGGGCGGGCCCGCGUGGCUGGCGUCUGGCGAGCGCGCGGUGCAGUCGGACGCCGCGGUUGUGUACGGCGGGUCUCAAGAGCCCGGGUCCGCAGACGCAGCGCAGUCGGCAUCGCCGCAAGCGGCGGAGCCGGAGAACGGCGGCGCGGCGCCGCCGAAGACGACCAAGGUGCAGCGGCGGCCCACGGGCGUGGUCACGGACCUCGACUACGAGGAGGUGCAGGCCCAGCGAAAGGCAAAGGCCAAGCGCUUUGGCAAGUCCGAGCCUGCGAUGGUGAGCGACGUCUCCCCGAAGCGUCGCGCGGUGGCGCGGAAGCUGCACAACGCCUUCGGCAGCGACGACGGCGCGCCGGUGCGGGGGAGCUCUGCUUCGAGCCCGCCGAAGAGCACAGAGAGGGACUCUUCGAUGCAGCCCCCCCCCCGGGCAUCGCCGGAGGGCACGCCGGAGGCGUCGCGGGGGGAGAUGGAGGUGGACGCGGUGCCGGAGAGGCCGGUCGUGACGGCGAUGGACUCGAUCAAGCGGGCGUCGGAGGGCGGCGGGAAGGACGACGACCACGACGAUGACGAUGUGUCGCGCAGUGAGGAGGGGGGGUCUCGGGCGCAGUUGGGGCGCGCGAGCAAGUCCGCGAACCUGCAGCCUGUUGCGCCGGGGAGCGACUCGGAGCCCAAGUUGGUGCGCUCGCACACGUCCAACGGGCCGGAUUCCCGGCAAGAGGGCAGUGGGUCGUCGCCCAAGGCUACGCCGCGGCGGCAGAACCGGAGCCGGAAGCAGGCGCGGUCGCGCGCGGCGAUGCGCGUGUCGCAGGUGCUGGCGAAGCGCGGCGUGGUGCAGCAGCCCGCGGAAGGGGGGGACCGGUCGUCGGGCGAAGCUGCAGAGCGCGUGAAAGCAGAGGCGCAGCCCGCGAGCAGGGCCGCGUCCGGAGCCGACAAGGGCGACGGCAACGCCCCCGAGCCGCCGCUUGGGACGGCGGCGUCGAUAGACGCGCGUGGGAUUCAGCCGGUGAGCGGCGGCGCCCCGGGCGGUGGCGCGCGGCCGACGCGCGCGAUGUUUUCCAAAGCGACGCCCAUGGCGAAGGACAUGCAUGCCACGGCGCUGAAGGCGGCGCGGCUCAUGUCGCAGCAGCGGGCCCGCAAGAUGUCGGAGGGUUCGAUCGCGGAGAGUGAGGCGGAGGAGGAGGAGGAGGGGGGGUCCCAUCACGGCGACGACGCAGCGUCGCGCGGAUCGUCCGCGGAGGCGGACGGCGGGCCGCCGAAGCCGGACUCCGGCGGCUCGGCGGCUGGCUCGAUCGACGAGAAGCUCGGAGGUUCGCGCAAGUGGCGCAUCGAGGACGACGCCCUCGCGCACGCCGUCGCGGCGGCGCCCGAGGUUGCUCCUGCGCAGCAAGGCGCGGCGGAGUCGGAGCGCGCGGCGUCGAAGCUGAAGCAGCAGCAGGCCGCUCGCGCACUGCAGCGCGGACGCAUGCACCACGCGACGCCGACGCCGCAGGCGAUGGCGCAGCACGUCGCGGAAUCGAACCGCGCGCUGCGAGAGAAGAUCGCCAAGUCGGCCUCCAACGCGUCUAUCGCGGAAGACAGCGAGGACGAGGCAGACGAAGAGAACGACGCGGCGUCGCGGGGGUCCUCGGCCAACCCGCACAUGGGCCCGCCCGAGCAGCCCGAGGGCAACGCUCUGGCGAGCCUCGCCGCGAGCGAGUCCUCGCACGACUCGGAGGACUCGAGCAGCUAUUCUACUUCCGACUCCUCCCGCGCGCGCCUGCGUCAGGGCCCGCCACGGUCGGACCUGGCGGUCGAGGGCAGCGACGCGCGCGCGGACUCGUACGCCGAAGCGAGCAGCUCCGACUCGUCGGCCCCGAAGCAGGCGCCGAUGGCCAGCGGCAGCUACCGCUCGCACCCCAUGGUGAUGCCGAGGCGCGUUGAGCAGGCGCGGCGGGACUCGGUGCAGUCGCAGGGCGGCGGCGCGAUCUGGGGCCGCGGCCGCGAGGACAGCGUGUCUGCGCUGGCGCUGGAGCGCAGCUUCGGGAGCGUCUCGGGCGCUCUGGCGCGGCCCCGGUUUGAGAAUUCGAGCAGCCACAGCGCCGUGGAGCGCAGCGGGGGCAGCGUGCGGUCCGGGCGGUCCCCGAACGUCCCGCCGCUGCGGCUGUCCUCGGCGUCCGGCGCGCGGGGCGCGGCGUCACUCACGGGAGAGACCAAGCAAGACGGUGCGGGCGUGGAGCGGUUGCCGGCGCAGACGCCGGGGCACUUGGGACGCGACGGGUUCCUCGGUGGCCUGGAGGAUCCGGAGGGGCGCGGGCAGCUCGUGGAGCACACGCCCGUGGCCGCGGAGGUGCAGCGGCGGGCGGCGCAGGGCGCGCUGAGGGGCGGCCUGUUCGGGAAACCGGGGGGGGAGUCCCCGGGGACCGCGGACGACGACGCAGCGACGCCGACCGCGGCGCCCGGCGAAGACAACGCCGUCACGCCCCCGGCCCAGACCGCGCCAGCCGCAGCCGGCGAGGAUGCGGCAACGCCGGCGCCCCCCGUCGACGCGCCAGACACCGAGGACGCGCGGCGCGGCUCGCAGGCGUCCCACGCGGACUCCGAUGCGGACGCGCUGCGGUCUCCGGAGCUGGUGUCGCGCUCAGCCCCAUCCUACCACUCGCGACGGUCGAAAGACGCCGAUUCAUCGCGCGGCGAGGACGACGGCCCGCGGGGCCGCUUGAGACCCGCGUCGGGCUCGCGCUCGGCGUCGCCGCUGCUGCGGCGCGACUCGUCGUCGAUGCGGCUCGCGUCGCGGCGGGCGGUGUCGUUCAAGCUGCGUCCGCAGACGCCCGACGAGCCGAUGCCGUGCAUGGCGCCGUGGGACUCGCCAGACAUGGCGCCGCAGUCCCCCGCCGCGCAGCUCCGCGGGGCCCCGAAGUUCAAGACGCUGCCGCGGCACAACCAGCUCGUAGGAUCGCACUCUUUCAAAGCCUCAAGUCUGUCGCGGCACAUGCUGGCGGCACCGUCGCGCGACGGCAAAGGCGCGCGUAUGCUCUCGCGGCACGCGAGCCUUGGCGGCGGCCAGUUCAUCUCCAAAGGUGCGGAGCGUUUCUGGGCCGAGCUCGGCGGCCGGCUGAACGUCAAGAAGCAGGCGCAGUCCGAAAGUGAGCGCGGCAAGCUCCCCGCGCGCGGCGCGUCCGGGCCGCUUCGCGUCAUGUCCACGCCGCCAGAGCGCACGCUGCGCCCGCGCAAGGCCUCGAGCUUCAUCCCGCCGGCGUCCAUCGAGGUGGACGACAACGUCAUCGCCGGCGCGCUCUUCCAGGCCGGAGAGACCCCCGCCACCGUCGACGAGGGUUUCGAAGAAGCAUCGUCCUCCUCGCACAGCCGCCCCGGCAACGCGCCGGGCGCGGCGGAGGCCGCUGCGGAUACGAGCGUCAGCGCGCGCGCGCUGCAGCGCGAGCCAACGCUGCGCGACAGCAUCGCGGCGGAGCGCGGCGAGCCCGGUUCCGCAGGGGCUGUGGCGCCCGAGAGCACCCCGCGGGGGGUCACGCCGGUGUCCCCGGAGGUGCUGCAGAUGCUGCAGGAGCGGGACCGGGUCAUCGCGGGCAUGCGCGACGAGUUGGCGAGCACGCAGCAGCAGGUGACGACGCUGACCCGGCGCCUGAGCGAGCUCGAAACGUCGGUGUCGCGGUCCGCGUCCGUGUCGUUCUCGAUCACGCCGCGGCCGUAUGCGCACAGCCUCGGCGCGGGGGACACGGGGGGAGUCCCGCCGCCGCCGGAUUCGGUACAGAGCACCGCUGCGGUCCCUGCGCAGGACGGGCGGUCGCCGGGGCACCUUGCCGCGCUGCCGCACCGGCCGCCGAACCGCGUCGCCGGCGCAGACGUGGCGCCGCCGCGCGACCUCGACGCCGCGGACCCGGCCGAGGCGCAGGUUCGCAUGAAUCAAGCUGCGCACAUGCAAGACCUGCUAGCUCAAUUGCAAAGCAUCCAAGAGUUCAAUAAGCGGCUCGCGAGCGCGCUCGAGGCCGAGGACCUCGACCAGCUCGCGUCCGUCGCCGCGGGGGGCGCGCAGGUCGCGUCGGCCCCCUCGGCUGCGGAGCUGGAUGACGAGCCCCUGGUGAGUGCGCGGCAAAUGGCGCACGAGUGGGUGUGGGAGGAGCCGGACCCGGAGGAGGACUUCGACGACUAUGAGUACGAAGAGGAGGAGUGGCGGCCAGGGGAGAUGUUCGGGGGCGCGGUGUCGUCGCUCGCCGGGCGCAUGGCGCAGCUCGCGUCGCCAGCCGCGCCCAAGGCGCGCGCCGUGGCGGAGGUUCAGUCGCACCGCCUGUCCACGAGCUUGUCGGAUAUGAGCGACCUGAGCGCAGCGAGCCCGUGA